UUACACUUGUACAAAAUUUCUAUUUCAAAUUCUAUUUAAAGUUUGAUUAUAAAUGCUGACCAUUUGGUGACGAACAACCGCUGAGUGAUGAAAUGGAGGAAACGGGAAUCGGAACCGGACCCCGAACCUGAGCCGCCUGCCGUUGAGCCGCCCAAGACAUCCAGGUGGUCCAGUUCGAAUCGGAGAAAACCGCCGCAGAGUAUACCUAGUCCAGUGCCCCCACCCAUCAUCAGCAAUGUGGGCCUCUACAAGGCCACCUUCUACAGCAACAUAGGAUCCUUCUUCUUCGGCAUCGCCUUGGGUUGGUCGGGAUCGGUGGAGAAGUCGGUGAUGCAGCAGCACUCGUACUUCCUGCAUCCCUCGGCGGUCGAAUGGAACGUAGUCUGCAUCCUGCUGACCCUCGGAGCGGCCCUGUGGUGCAUCCCCAUGGGCUACAUGGUGCGAUCCUGCGGCUGCAAGCGCACCAUUCUCAUCCAACUGCUGCCGAAUACUCUGGGCUGGUUCCUCACCGCCUUCGCCAGGAGUGUCUAUAUGCUCUACGCCGGUCGCUUUGUCCUGGGAAUGUGCGGUGGGGCCCAUUGCGUGGCGGUUCCCAUCUACAGUGCCGAGAUCUGUACCAAGAAACAACGCGGUGCCAUGGGUGUGAUCUUCCAGGGGGCCUGCAUUUGCGGUGUCCUGUACAGCUUUACAAUGUCUAUUUUCCUGGAAUUGUGGCUGGUUAACUUUUUGAAUCUGGGGCUUUUAACACUGGGCCUGCUGCAGAUCCUCAUGCCGGAGUCGCCGAUUUACUAUGUGAACCGGGGCAACAUCCCGAAGGCGGAGGCCUCACUGCGAUAUUUGCGAGGCAAGAAGUACGAGUCGCGAAAGGAGAUCGACCAGCUGAUGCGGGAGCCCACGCAGAGUGAGCAGGACGUGCGCCAAGGACCGCUGGGGGGCUUCAAGUAUAAGAAAAUACGAAGGAGUCUCGCUCGGACCUUGGCGCUCGCCGUGCUCCAGAAACUGAGUGGUGCCCUGAUCUUCAGCUUCUAUGGCCCGAAUAUGCUGACCUGCCUGAAGGUUCAGCGCGAAUAUGGAUCAGUACUGGCUUUGGGCAUAACUGCCGGGUUUGUCAUCUGCUUUCUUCUGGUGGAUCGAGUGGGUCGAAGGCCGCUGCUGAUCUACUCCUCGGCUGUGAUGUUCUUCAUGUCCGCCUUCCUGGGGCUGUACUUCAAGAUCUGGAUGUUUAUGGAGACCACCGUCCUGCCCUGGGUUGCCCUCGUCUGCAUAUCUUUUUUUGUGGGUGCCUUUAUCGCCGGAGUGGGCUCACUAACCUGGCUGCUCAAUGUGGAGCUCACUCUGAAGCCCAUGCGACCCGUCGGCUGUGCGAUUGCCUGUGCCGCCAACUGGCUGACUGCCUUCUUCGUGGUCUGCUGGUUUGCCAGUCACGAGAUCAAGUGCCAACCGUAUCUGUUCCUGCUGUUCGGCAUCAUCGCGGUGAUUGUCCUGCUCUUCUCACUCGUCUACAUCCCCGAGACCAAGAACCUGUCCUCGGCCAAGAUUCAGCAAAGGAUGGGCGGGAUAAUGAACAGGCCCACGUCGAUCACAUUCACUUCCAGCAGCGACUCCUCGAAUGCUUAGUUAUUGUCUCUAAUAAAUUCAAGGUCAAUUUAAUUA
Drosophila takahashii is the source of this 1653-nucleotide messenger RNA. It is a transcript of the gene Glut3, whose product is annotated as Glucose transporter type 3. Gene Ontology annotation, molecular function: transmembrane transporter activity. The record is from RefSeq and is a predicted model, not a curated record. Gene Ontology annotation, biological process: transmembrane transport. Lineage: Eukaryota; Metazoa; Arthropoda; Insecta; Diptera; Drosophilidae. Gene Ontology annotation, cellular component: membrane.